AUGGCCUUUGUAGUCAGCGCCGUCAAGAGAGAGGACUUCAAGUCCUGCGCCCAGAGCGGAUUCUGUACUAGGAACCGAGCAUACGCGGAUCUGGCCAACGAGACCCCAGACUGGGAGUCUCCAUUUCGCCUCGACCCAGCUUCUCUUCAGCUGGAGGAUGGCAUCUUGACCGGGGAUCUGAUACACGCCCCCACGACGUCCUCAAGUUCGGCAGAAUCAGAUGGCGCGCUCAAUGCUGGAUAUACCCUCGAGGUCCACCUCCUUGAAAAUGAUGCAGUUCGAGUGCGGAUGAGUGAGCGAGACCCGAAGCGACAUCGCUAUGAUGGACUGCAACAGACUGUCCUUGUCAAGCCAUUGAUUUCCAGCACUCAGUACGAUCAAUUGGCCCGGGACGAGAAUGGGCUUUUCACCAUCACUUAUGGGUCUCAGCGACAGAACUCGGCCCGUAUCCAUUUCGCACCAUUCCAGAUUGAGUUCCUAGUCGAUGGCAUCUCAACUUUGGUGCUAAACGAAGGCGGGCUGUUGAAGAUUGAGGCCGCCCAAGCUCGAAGUGAUGUGACUGACACUCGGACAAGGACCCCACUCGAGAGCCGUCUGGAGCAAGGAAUGUGGUCAGAGCGCUUCAAGGACACCCUCGACACGAAACCGAGAGGACCCGAGUCGUUUGGUCUUGAUAUCACUUUUCCCGAGAUCGAAGACGUCUAUGGAAUCCCCGAGCAUGCUUCAAGUCUCUCCCUCAAGACCACUAGAGGCCCAGGAGCGCAAUACACCGAACCCUAUCGGCUUUACAAUCUUGACGUCUUUGAGUACGAGAUCGACAGCCCAAUGGCCCUCUACGGAUCAAUCCCUUUCAUGCUUGGACACAGCAAGGACAAGACUGCAGGAGUUUUCUGGAUGAAUGCCGCAGAGACAUGGAUCGACAUUGAAAAGAUUAAAAGUACAUCUGGAUCAAAUCGCAGGACAACGCGUACGCAUUGGUACAGUGAGGCCGGUGUUCUUGACCUGUUUGUCUUCCUAGGCCCAACCCAUCGCGAUAUUUUCAAACAGUACUCUUCUCUUGUGGGAACGACUGCUCUGCCACAGUCGUUCGCCAUUGGAUACCAUCAAUGUCGGUGGAACUACAUCUCCCAAAAAGAUGUGACCGAAGUAGAUGCAGGGUUUGAGACGUAUGAGAUCCCGUAUGACGUCCUCUGGCUCGACAUUGAACACACCAACGGGAAGAGAUAUUUUACAUGGGAUCCCAAGCAGUUUCCUGACCCAAUCGACAUGCAGCUGCACCUUGCCAGUAAAGGACGCAAGAUGGUCACUAUCAUCGAUCCACAUAUCAAGAUGGAUAAAGGGUACCAUAUAUCUAAAGAGGCCACGGACAAGAGUUUGUUCGUCUUGAACAAACACCACUCCCCGUUUGAUGGCUGGUGCUGGCCAGGCAGUUCCCAGUGGAUUGACUUCGAGAACCCUCGGGCAAAGGACUGGUGGGCGUCUCAGUUCUCGUACGAUCGGUACAUAGGAUCGACCAACACCCUGUUCACUUGGAACGACAUGAACGAGCCUUCCGUCUUCACAGGACCUGAGAUUACGCUCCCCAAGGAUGCCAUGCACUACAAUCGCGUCGAGCAUAGGAGUAUCCAUAACAUCUAUGGAGCCAUGUUUCAUGCUGCCACUGCUCAAGGUCUUACCACGCGUAACGAAACCCUGCAGAGGCCGUUUGUCCUGUCCAGGGCAUUCUUUGCUGGGAGCCAGCGGUACGGUUCCAUCUGGACCGGAGAUAACAAGGCCUCCUGGGAGCACUUUGCGGUGGCCACACCCAUGCUUCUUACGAUUGGGCUUGCCGGCCUUCCAUUCUCUGGCGCAGAUGUUGGCGGGUUCUUUGGCGACCCAGAGCCGGAGCUCCUGACGCGCUGGUACCAGGCUGGGGCCUUCUAUCCGUUCUUUAGAGCUCAUGCUCACUUGGACAGCAAGCGACGUGAGCCAUGGCUCUUUGGAGAGCCCUACACGUCCCAGAUCAGAGCGGCUAUCAGGACACGAUACUCUCUACUUCCAUUGUGGCCAAUGUUCUUUGAGUUCCCAAGCGACGAGUCAACGUACCGCAUGGAGGAUCAGUUCAUGGUGGGCGAUGCCCUGCUCGUCAAGCCUGUCACCACGGCCGGUGCCACCCAUUCUGAGGUUUACUUUGCCGGCAACGAAAAAUGGUUUGACUUUUAUGAUGGCCAGGUGAGGCAUGGUCCCGGUGUGCAGUCGGUGCCGUCUCCAGCUUACAAGAUACCGGUCUACCAACGUGCAGGAACAAUUAUCCCGAAACGCGAGAAGCCACGCCGGUCAUCCAAGGAGAUGGAGAAUGAUCCCUUCACGAUAGUGAUUGCGGUGAAUAGCGAGGGCGAGGCAUCUGGACGGCUGUAUCUGGAUGAUGGCGAGUCGUUUGAAUAUACCCGAGGCGAUUAUAUCCUGCGAGAGUUCAAGGUUCAGGGAAGGGUACUAACAUCACGGUCCCUGAAUCGCCAGGAGUCCGAGGUCGAGUGGAGUUUUAUCCGGCGGUUCUCGUCGCUCAAGGUCGAGCGGAUUGUGUUCCUGGGAUUGAGCGGGCCUGUCUCGCGUGUGGUCAUUGACGGCCGCCCCGCCGCUUUUGAGACCCGACAUGAUGUCGCAGGAGGGCACUAUGUUGCCGUUGUUAGUAACACCAACCUGUCGAUUGGUCAAGACUGGUCUGUUACCCUGUCACCCCGCACCAACAACAGCACCAGCGACAGCGAACUCCAUUUCCUCACUGCCCACCAACACUCUGACCCCGCGAUCGCCUCCAGUCAGCUCAUGGACUACAUCAAGAUUGCCAAGGUGCAUGCGGUCCAGCUCGAGAAGGGACAGUCGACGUACAUCGGAACGUUGCAUCUGACAGCCCACCACCUGAUCUUUGCCCAUCCAGACCAAGAGAUUUGGAUUUCAUAUCCGACUAUCCACACCGUCGAAAAGGGUCUUCCCACAGUGCACAACGUAUGGCCACUUCAUAUCCGGUGCCAUAACUUUGUCUUUGUCGCUCUCAAUUUCCAGUCCGAGAAGGAUGUCACCGAUGUCUACGAGAGUAUCCAAAAGCUAACAUGCAUCGGUUCGGUCGAACAACUUUACGCCUUCUUCUAUACGCCAUCGCCGGCAUUCAAAACGACGGAUGGUUGGCAAAUCUAUGACCCCCUGCUCGAGUACGAGCGCAUGGGUGUUAUGUCCAAGAGUGACCAAUGGCGAGUUUCUGAGCUGAACAGGACGUAUACUUUCUCGCCGACGUAUCCUCAAUUGAUCGUGGUACCGUCUAAAAUCAGUGACACCGUGCUGCAAUAUGCCGCCAAGCACAGGAGCAAAGCGAGAAUCCCAGCAUUGAGUUAUCUGCACUGGAACAACAUGGCCUCCAUUACAAGAUCCAGUCAGCCCAUGGUCGGCCUUAAACAGAACCGAUCCAUUCAGGAUGAAAAGCUGAUUGAGGCCAUUUUCAUGACUAAUGUUCCUCAGUCGUCCUCAGGGAUCCCAGUGUACGGAAGCACGGCAACUAAUCUUAUUAUCGACGCGAGACCCACGGCGAACGCAAUGGCGAACACGGCUGUUGGAGCAGGAACAGAGAACAUGGAGAAUUACAGGAACUGCAAGAAGGUCUACUCUGGAAUCGACAACAUCCACGUUAUGCGCGAAAGUUUGAACAAGUUAGUAGAAGCGCUCCAAGAGAUUGACACCAAAGGAUCAGUCAACAAGCCUCUGUUGCAAAAGUCAGGAUGGUUGAAACACAUCGGAGCUGUCAUGGAUGGAGCCGUCAUGAUUGUGCGCAACAUCCACGUAUCUAGCUCUCACGUCUUGGUUCACUGCUCUGACGGAUGGGACCGCACCGCUCAGUUGACUUCUGUUGCCCAGAUCUGCCUCGACCCCUACUACAGAACGCUGCGAGGUUUCCAAGUCCUGGUUGAGAAGGAAUGGUGUUCAUUUGGAUACAAGUUCAUGGAUAGAUGCGGCCACCUCUCGAACGACAAGAACUUUGUGGCGCUCUCGGCAACCAAUUCAGCAGCCAACACCUUUGCCAAUGUCCAGAACAAGUUUAUCAACAACAAGCACAUCCGCGAGACAAGUCCUAUCUUCCACCAGUUCCUGGACUGUGUCUUCCAAACCAUGCAGCAGAAUCCCAAGCGGUUCGAGUUCAACGAGUACUUUUUGAUGCAGCUCCAUUACCACGUCUACUCCUGCCAGUUUGGCAACUUUUUGUUCAAUUGCCAAAAGGACCGCCGAGAGUACAACGCGACCACUAAGUGCGCCUCAGUAUGGGAUUUUAUCAACUCGAGCAAGGAGGAGUAUCUGAGCAAGGAUUACGACCAGAGUCUCGACAAGGCUCGUGGAGGCGACGAAGGCGUUUUGUUCCCCGACACAAAAGCCAUCAAGUACUGGUCCAAGCUGUUCGGGAGAACGGACGAGGAGCUCAACAGUCCUGACGACAACGCCAGCACCCCUUUGAACGAACGGAUGACACCAGAACUGCUUGGUUUCGGAAAUAACUAUGCCGAGUCCGUAGCCUCGGCGGAGGUUGAUCAUUCCGGUGACGAGCGUGUGGAGUCGGACCCAUUGGGCAUUGGAUCGAGCACGUUAGCAGCUCCGCCACUUUCGAGUGCUAAGGCCAACAACCUGGUUCGGGCCGGGACUCCAACCGGUGGCACACAGGUGUCCGAGGGAGAUGAGACUUGGCAGAAGAGCGCCGACAAUCUUGCGUCCAAGUUCCCAGCAGCACUCUCGGGAGCCUUUGGCGGUGGAUUUGUUGAUUCCUUCAACCGCCUCACGAUGAACGUUCGGGAUACCUGGUAUGCGUCCAGCACGCCUUCAGGACCCAACAGUCAGUACGGAGAAGACUCUCCUUUUGCAGACAUGCGAACAGCAGGAGCAGCAGGAUCACAAAACCGUGCGGCAACAAUUGGGCGGAGCAACAGUAACCGACGUCGAGUAACGGGGGAUCGGGAGAUGAGGUCGAUAUCGGGGGCUCCGGCGCCUGCUAGUACACAGAGCCAGAACAACUCUCUCAGUCCGAAGCACAGUUUGGCCGACUUGACAUUGGACCAUGAGAUUGAUCCUUUGAGAAGCAGCGGAGGAGGAGUCUUCAAGGGGUCGCCAAAUGGAUCAACUCACUCUUCAUCAAAGCCUGCUACGAAUUCUCGCCAACAGCAAGCCGCUGCCAACACGUCUCCCAAGGAGUCUGUCGGACGAUUGACACCUCGUGUCGCUUCGCCCGACCUCAGCAUGACACUGCCUUCUAAUGGUGCGGUUGAGCCUUGUGGAGUAACAGUGAUCGAGAGCCCAGUCAGCCCCGUCCUUGAACAACCCAAGGAGCCCGUAAAGGAGCUCCCUCAUCCCCUCUUUGUAGAAUAG
This is a messenger RNA of Linnemannia hyalina, 5379 nucleotides long. The record is from the annotation of a GenBank genome assembly. NCBI's taxonomy places the organism in Eukaryota, Fungi, Mortierellomycota, Mortierellomycetes, Mortierellales, Mortierellaceae.